AUGGGAAAGAAUAAAAAGCUUCCGUCGCGAGUAGCUAAAGCCUCUCAAUUACUGCCACUUUCAGACAAUAACGCGGUCGAUUUAAGUCGGGAUAAGAAGCAGGAAUGCAUGUCACAAAGUUUUGGAUCGCAAGUGGAUGCAUUGGCGCAGUUGCUGCUAGACGCUAAUGCACCUGCUGUCGGUGUAAAUGCAAGCGGCGGAGUAACUGUCUGGAACAAACGCGUGGCUGAUAUUACAGGCUUUUCCGCAGAACGCGUACUAGGUCGCCCCAUUUCCGAUUUUGUUUAUGGUGCUCAGCGCAAGAGUGAGGUUAUGACCGUCAUUUUUGCCUGCAUCACCGAUAGGCGUUCAGUGCUGGAAUUGCGUAUUCCACUACUUACUACGACGGGGAGAAGUGCAGAGGUACUGACGAAUAUGACGCCACUUCUGGCCAAGGACGGUACCUGCGCUGGCGUCUACGGCGUUGGCCAGGACGUGACAGAAUGGACAAUUCAGGAGAAGCAAUAUGCCACAGUCAUGAUGCAGGCCAAUGCACCCAUCAUCGAGUUGGAUAAGGAGGGAAAUAUCACCGUAUGGAAUUCCAAGACGGAGUCCAUGACGGGGUAUGCAAGUAUGGAUAUGGUAGGCGAACCGCUACUACCCGUCGUAGACGAGAGCUUCAGAAAAAUUGUUUCGGAAAAGAUAGAGCAAGCAUUAACGGGCAUCGCAGGUGCAGAUUUUGAGUUGCCAUUGGUGACAGCAAGAGGAUCGAGAGUAGAGAUCGUGUUGUGUUUGACACCACGAUUUGAUGCUUUGGGAUCAGUCGUGGGAGUUGUCGCCAUUGGACAAGAUGUGACGGAGCGAAAUACAAAAGAGAUGGAGUAUAGGAAGCUUAUUGAGACGGCUAACGCACCAAUCUUUGGCGUGGAUACGCGAGGACGCGUAGUAAUAUUUAACACCAAGGCAUCGCACAUCAGUGAAUACUCGCCUGAUGAAGUUAUGGGUGUAGAUCUCGUGGAUACAUUGAUAUCCGAAGAGUUCAGGCCUGCAGUUGCUGCUGUCUUUCAGAGUGCAUUUAAGGGUACCGAAACCGCGAAUUUUGAAUUUCCGUUGAUUACGAAGACAGGCCGAAAAGUAGAAAUUUUGCUGAAUGCUACUCCGCGCUACGAUCAUACAGGGCAGCUUGUUGGUGUCGUCGGGAUUGGGCAGGAUAUAACGGACCGGAUAAUUCAAGAGAAAGAGUAUAGCCGGUUGAUUGAUACUGCCAAUGCUCCAAUUUUUGGCGUUGACUGCAAUUGCGAAGUAAUUAUCUGGAACAAAAAGGCUGCAGCUAUCACAGAUUACUCGAACGAAGACACGAUUGGCCAGAAAAUCUUCACAUUUAUAUCUGAAGACUAUCGUGAUGCGGUUGGCAAGGUUUUGUCAAAGGCUAUGGAGGGUGAAGGGACAGCGAAUUUUGAUUUCCCACUUAUCACGAAAAGUGGUCGACGAUUGGAUAUUCUACUAAACGCAACACCAAAAUACGACCAUUUUGGCAACAUUUGUGGUGCGGUAGGAAUUGGUCAAGACAUUACAGAUAGACGCGCUCAAGAGCAAGAGUACACUCGACUUAUAGAUACAGCAAAUGCACCGAUUUUUGGAGUGGAUGAGAACGGGUGUGUUAACAUAUGGAACCGAAAAGCUGCCGAUACGACACAAUAUUCAAAUGAAGAGGUACUUGGGGUCAACUUAGUUGAUAACUUUAUUCCGGACGAUUUUCAGGAGGCAGUAUGGACAGUGUUUUCUCAAGCGUUAAGAGGGCAAGAGACAGCAAAUUUUGAAUUUCCGCUCAUUACCAAGGACGGCCGUCGUGUAGAGAUUUUGUUGAACGCCACUCCGCGUUACAAUGAGAAGGGUGUAGUAAUUGGCGUUGUUGGUAUUGGUCAGGACAUUACUGUACGCAUGGCACAAGAGAAGGAAACAAAUAGACUGAUUCAUUCGGCAAACGCCCCAAUAUUUGGCGUAGACCAGUUCGGUCGUGUCAACAAUUGGAAUUUAAAAGUGGCAGAGAUUACUCAGUAUUCAUCCAAAGAGGUAAUGGGAAAAGACCUGGUGCAUGGGUUUGUGGCGGACGAUCAUCGCGAAUCAGUAGGAAAGCUGCUGCAGAAGGCUCUCCAUGGAGAACAGACUGGUAUGACGAGUUGGGGCAGAUCUUCGGCGUUACUGGCAUUGGCCAAGACAUUACGGAGCGUAUUGCCCAGGAACAGGAAUAUAUCCGCUUGA
This is a messenger RNA of Plasmopara halstedii, 2241 nucleotides long. RefSeq names its product histidine kinase a two component receptor. The coding region runs from base 1 to 2241 and encodes 746 amino acids. Gene Ontology annotation, molecular function: histidine phosphotransfer kinase activity; phosphorelay sensor kinase activity. The transcript is spliced from 2 exons. NCBI's taxonomy places the organism in Eukaryota, Oomycota, Peronosporomycetes, Peronosporales, Peronosporaceae. Gene Ontology annotation, biological process: detection of visible light; protein autophosphorylation; regulation of DNA-templated transcription. The record is from RefSeq and is a predicted model, not a curated record.